This is a messenger RNA of Lactuca saligna, 321 nucleotides long. Lineage: Eukaryota; Viridiplantae; Streptophyta; Magnoliopsida; Asterales; Asteraceae. The record is from the annotation of a GenBank genome assembly.
AUGAAGGGAGGAAGUUCAGUGUCCAGUUUCGAAAUUGAUGGACUGAUGAAGGCUUGUGAGGCACGAAUGGUGAGCAAGAUGUCUGAGUUGAGGAUAAAUUCUUUCAAUUCCAAACAUGUGGGAGCUGUGAAAGAAUUAACGAAUGUUCAAAAGGAAAGACAUACUCUGUUCGUUAUGGAUGUGAAGAAGGUGAGAGAAGAUGUAAAUCUGAAACUUCAAGAGCUUCGUGAUGACAUGGUUCGUGAAGUAACAGUUGUUCAGAAUGACUAUGCCACUUUGCAUAAGAAAGUUGAUAUCAUUUGUGAUGCUGUCACGAAUUAG